AUGUUACAACCUUAUACCCAAGACCAGCUGGAUCGCUAUUUCCGGCAUAUCGGAUAUUCGCCGAAGGAUGCCGAAGACGACCUCGGCAGGCUCGCCACGCUGCAGCUACACCACAUGGCCCGCGUUCCAUUCGAGAGUUUGACUCUGCAUUAUUCGAAACACCACCGAUUGUCACUGGACCUGGAGGACCUCUAUGAAAAGAUCGUCGACAGGGGGAGGGGAGGGUACUGCAUGGAGGUCAAUGCGUUCUUCGGGGCUGUCCUCCGCAGUCUUGGUUACACACUCAUUAACGUAGGAGGGAGAGUGAAGGCAGGCGAUGGGGAGUACAAAGGAUGGAAUCACAUGGUCAACAUCGUGACCAUCAACAACACCCGAUAUCUAGUUGACGUAGGAUUCGGUUCCAACGGUUCAGUUCACCCAGUUCCCCUGGAGCACAACCGCAUCUUUACCACAGUUUCUCCCGUUCGGGGGAAACUCGAAUACAAAAGCCUUUCGCAACACACAGACCAAGCCAGCCAAAGGAUAUGGGUCUACUCAACGCAGGAAAACCAGUCCGCGCCCUGGAAGGAAAUGUACUGUUUUGCCGCCGACAUGGAGUUCUUCCCCACUGAUUUCGAAGUCAUGAACCUGUCGACCAUGACCAGCCCGCAAAGCUUCUUUGUACAGACCGUCAUGUGCAUGUGGCUUUUGCUCAACGACGACAGCCACAAUGACAGCGACGACGAGGACGACAAAAAGGAACGGCAGCCUGGACCUGGACCUAUAGGCGUGCUAAUCUUGCACAAGGACUAUGUCAAGAGGAGGAUAGGCGGCAAGUCUGAGAUCAUCGAGCACUUUGAGUCAGAAGAGCAGAGAGUCGAGGCUUUGGAGAGGUAUUUCGGCAUUGUGCUUACGAGAAAAGAAAGGGAGGCAAUUCGUGGCUUGCCAAGCGAGUUAAAGACGAGGUGUGGGCAUUGUUAA
This is a messenger RNA of Sordaria macrospora k-hell, 960 nucleotides long. RefSeq lists its product as uncharacterized. Gene Ontology annotation, molecular function: acetyltransferase activity. Lineage: Eukaryota; Fungi; Ascomycota; Sordariomycetes; Sordariales; Sordariaceae. The record is from RefSeq and is a predicted model, not a curated record.